AUGGCCACUGAAACAAUUCUGUACCAAAAUGACAUCGUUGCCAACUCCAACGACUUCACUGCCACAACCAAGAAACCGCAGGAGAGUGAUUGUCACCGCCAAAAGCAGAAGAAGAAGAACAAGGCAUCUGACGAAGAAAGUGACGAUUGCAAAAAUUUUGUUGUUAAUUUUCUUCAAUUGGAGCUUGUUGAACAAAUUGAAAUUGAGUACGUACUAGAGAAGGCAGAGUUAGUUAAAGGCAUGGAUGAAGAAUUUAGAAAAAUCUUUGAUAAAUUUACUUUCACUGAUGCCAUUGCUUUGGAGGAUACUAACAAGAAGGAUGGUUUAGAAGAAAAUGCAGCUACUAAUAAGAAGGUAGAUCUUGAUUCUAAAGAGGAAGAAAAUGAUAAUGAGCAAAAAGAGAAAGACGUGUGGGAUGCUAUUGCAUCAUACCCAAAGUUGUUGGUGUUCUUGAAGUCUUAUAGGAAUAAUAUACCUAUACCUAGGCAUUGGUGUCAGAAGAGAAAAUUUGUACAGGGUAGACGAGGUAUAGAGAAACCACCCUUUCAACUUCCUGAUUUCAUUGCUGCCACUGGAAUUAAGAAAAUCAGUCAGUUAUCACAGACUCAGGUUGGUGCGGAGAGGCAAACUAACGAGCACGACGAUGCAACCAGCUAUCAUAGGAACAAUUAUGAUAGAGUGACGAUGGCAAGUGCGAUGAACCAGCUGCAACUGAGGCACUGUGCAUUUGGGUCGAGUGAGACUCUAAAAAGAGGGCACGAGCUGAGAAUAUAUCAAAAGGCAAAAUUCGUUACAUUCAAAGGUGGUUUUCGAAAACCGUCUUUGAAUACUCAAUUUCAAUGA
Messenger RNA from Glycine soja, 843 nucleotides. RefSeq names its product splicing factor 3B subunit 2-like. Gene Ontology annotation, biological process: mRNA splicing, via spliceosome. Gene Ontology annotation, cellular component: precatalytic spliceosome; U2-type spliceosomal complex; U2 snRNP. The coding region runs from base 1 to 843 and encodes 280 amino acids. The record is from RefSeq and is a predicted model, not a curated record. Lineage: Eukaryota; Viridiplantae; Streptophyta; Magnoliopsida; Fabales; Fabaceae. The transcript is spliced from 6 exons.